AUGCACCCCUUACUUGCCGGUCGAUUAUCACCACCGAUGCCAUACGUCCGCCUCUUUCGUCAAGUGUGUCGAGCGUCUGGAUAGUUGUUGUCAUCAAGACUUCCCGGAGCGCCUCUUGCUCUUGCCGCUGCUCGCUCCACAAGAAGACUCGCCUCUCUUUUCUCGCGCUUCGCAAUCUGACUCAACUUAUCUCCUGUCCCCUCUUUCAAACAGGCCGAGCGCGAAGCCCUCGCUGGCGGAAAGGACCUCUCGCACGUCGAGGAGACCUCCGAGCCUUCCGAUGAUGGUCAAAUGAUCUUGAACACCGAGCUGGUGACUGUCGUUGAGAUGUUGGGCGAAGUCGAUGACAUCAUUCAAUGCGCUGCGACUGCACCCUUCGAUGCGGCGACGCGCUGGGCUCGUUUGGCCCCUUCCUUGAGCGACAAGGCCAGCGCUUCCAAGGUCCUCCGUGACAAGGUUGCUUCAUGCUUGGAUAUGCUUGAGAGUUGGUUUGUGGCCGAGGAUGAGACAGUCAAGCAAGCCGCUUGCGAGGCGUUGGAGGCGAGCGCAGAAGCUGAGCUUCCUGGGAUCGACGCUGGAGCAGAGAGGUUCAUCCCAGUGAGUUUAGUGAGUAUUAACGAGAGCAGAACGCGCUCUGACCCUAAUCUUUCCAUGAAUAGCUUUUGCUCCAAGCCCUGUCGGUCUCUUCGAUCCAUCAGGCGGCGCUCUCCGCCCUCGUCGCUUACGUCGACGAGUUACCCUCGCACUUCGUCGCACCCCAAGUUGGUCCCAUCGUCGAAUGUCUCCUGCAUCAUCUUUCGGUCGCACCAACGGAAGAGGCGGAGGAUUACGUGGAGGCCCUUGGAACCCUUGCUUGUGCCGUCGAGUCUGCGUUUGUGCCUGUGCUUGCUCAAGCCAUUCAGCCUCUUCUGACGAUCCAAGCUCGCCCAGCGUCCGAGCAACUCAGCACUCUUCGUGUUGCCGUCCAGGAGGCUCUUUCGGCAUUUGUAGAGGCCUCUGGCCCCGAGGCCUUCCGACCCUUUCUUCAAUCGACGCUGGCCGUCGCGACUGCGCAGGCUUCGUCAAAGCCGAGCGCGGUUUUGCAGCCCGUCAAGCCCGAGGGAGAGGGAGAUGGUGACGAGGAUGAUGACGCAGAAUCGGACGCUAUUGCUCUUCGUUGUGCCUCUUUCGACUUCUUCGGCGCGGUUGCCAAGACGUAUGGCGCUGAGAUUGCCGACGCGCUUCCUUCGAUUUGUCCCGUGCUGCUUGAGACGAUUGAAAGGGAUGAAGAAGCUGAGCUCGAGGCUGCGCUUGGUAGGUUUGUACUCAAUCGCUCGCGCUCUGGAAUUGGCACUGACACUGAUGUCGGUGCAGAUGCGGCUGAAGCAAAAGUGGACCAGGAGAAGCAAGCUGAUGAGUCUCCAUCAUCGGCCGACGACGACAACGAUGACGAUGACUACGAGGAUGUCGAUGAAGGGGAAGAUGACGACUCGGUCAGUGGUCUCAUCUCGUUCGAGACCGAUCAAGGCCAUGCCAUUUCUGCGUGCGUCGAGAUUUUCUCCGCCGCCAAGCAGGCGUUUGCCCCUUACCUCGAAAGGGUUGGGGCGGCGCUUUUGAAGCACGUCAAAUCCGAAGGCGACAUGGACGUCGUGCUUGCGGCGGCGCAAGGUCUGCUCAAGGCCCUCGAGAUCUUGCAAGAAAUGUCUGGAGCAGCGAAGUGGGAGCAAGGCGCCUCCCUUGUAAGUCUUCAUACUCUAAAAUUUAUCUCGACAUUUGCCAUUGACCCUUUCGCAAUACUACUCGCCGGGACAGGUUCCGUUCUGCGCCGAAGCGCAGCAGCUCGUGACCGUGGCCAUGCCCAAGAUACUCGAGCUCCUCGAUGAAAGUGCCGAAGAGGACUCUGACCUCGAGUGAGUGGGCAGAUAAAAUGAAAACGAUGUUUGAGCAUAUCCGCAGCUCACUCAGAACCUCUCGGGUAACCACAGCUCGCUUUUGCCCGAGAUCUGCAUCAGCCUCGGCGAAACGUUGGAAAAGCUUGGUCCCGCUCUCUUGACUUCUCAACGUGAGUGUGGCCGAAUUGCUUCGCCAACUCGCCGCAAAGUCCGAUACUAACGGGAAUGUAAGGAGUUAUCUAGAGGUCGAGACGCUUUGCGAGACCAUCAAGAUGGUCCUCGAGCAACAAUCCUCGGCUGAUGCCGAAGAUAACGUCAACAACGCCGGUGCUCGCUCACUGCUCGCGCGCAUCUCCGGCGGCUCUGUGCUCGAAGAUCUCGAAGCGCUCCGGGCUGUCAUCAAUCUCCUCGGCACGCUUCUGACCGUCUACGGGCCCGCGAUCACUCCUUUCGUGUCGGCGAACCUGACUUUGAUCUUGCGCUUUGCGAGACCGAGUAACUCUUCUUCCCAACGCUGUAUCGCCCUUGCCUGCCUCGCCGAAGUCGCUUCGGGGUUUCAAUCGGCAGUUACGCCAUUCACGCAGCCCAUCUCCGCUGCCAUCGUAUUGUGUUUGGACAAGGACGAAAACUCCGCCGUCCGUACCAACGCAUUGAACGCCCUCGGCUUCCUGGUCCAAAAUUCGGACGAUGCGCAAUUGCUCCAACAACAAUCGCUCUGCGAAGCCUUGACCAAAGUUGAGGAUGCUUUCAAGCGCAACGAGGUGGAUCACAACGAUGUGUUGGGUGAUAACGCUUGUGCGCUUGUGGCGAGGAUCUUACUCAAGGAUGAUGCGCUGCUUCCUCUGGAGCAAUUGGGUCCGGUUUGGUUGGCCGCUUUGCCUAUUCGAGUCGAUUUCGAGGAGACGGAGACUGUCGUAAGUACCCUGAACGAACGAAACUUGAUUGCGCAGAGAUUCACACUGAUAGAUAAUGAGUGUAACGACAGAUCACCGCCCUAGACAAGCUCAUCCGCGCCGAGAACCCUCUCAUAGUCUCGCAACUCCCGCAGAUCCUCUCCUACUUUGCCACCGUGCUCGACUCGACGAAAUACGGCGUCUGGCCCGAAGCUCCCCUCGCUCAAGUCAGUCAAAAAGGUCGCGAUGUCGUGGUCAAGCUUGCGCGUGAUUUGGCUACGGGUCCUCAGGCGGCGGCUGUCGAAGCGGCCGGGCUGGGCGCUAUCCUUCAGUGA
Messenger RNA from Microbotryum saponariae, 3099 nucleotides. The record is from the annotation of a GenBank genome assembly. Lineage: Eukaryota; Fungi; Basidiomycota; Microbotryomycetes; Microbotryales; Microbotryaceae.